Lagopus leucura (white-tailed ptarmigan) is the source of this 2060-nucleotide messenger RNA. RefSeq names its product low density lipoprotein receptor adapter protein 1-like. The coding region runs from base 43 to 1131 and encodes 362 amino acids. NCBI's taxonomy places the organism in Eukaryota, Metazoa, Chordata, Aves, Galliformes, Phasianidae. The record is from RefSeq and is a predicted model, not a curated record. The transcript is spliced from 8 exons.
GGGACAAUCACCUCCCUGUCCCUGCUGGCCACCCCUCUCCUGAUGGAGCCCAGGAUCCCAUUUGCCUUUCGAACUCUCCUUUCAUUGUGUUCUUCCAAGAUUGUCACAGAACCAGGAGAGUGCGGUGAGCUUCCUGAGAGCUGGGCUGACAUGCAGGAACCACUGCUGGAGGGGAUGUGCUUCACUCUGAAGUAUCUAGGCAUGACACUGGUAGAGAAACCCAAAGGAGAGGACAUGGCAGCUGCUGCCAUCCGCCGGAUCGUUGCCACGGCACGGGUGGGAGCUCGCAAGUUCCAGAAGGUGAUUCUGACAGUGUCUCCAAGGGGCAUCUCACUGCAGGACGCCGACACGAAGGAGAUGGUUGAGAACAUCUCCAUCUACAGGAUCUCCUACUGCACAACAGACAAGCUGCAAAACAAAGUCUUUGCUUAUGUUGCUCAGAGCCAGGAGAGCGGGGCGCUGGAGUGCCAUGCCUUCCUGUCACCCAAGAAGAAGAUUGCCCAGGCUGUGACUCUGACGGUGGCCCAGGCCUUCCAAAUGGCACUGGAUCUCUGGGAAGCAGCAAAUGCAGGCUCUAGGCAGGAACAGCCCCUUCACCCUCCAUGUGUCUUGGAGCGCAGUGAGCCCAGCAGAGCAAGUGAGCCAGCUCCCCCGGGGAGCCCUCCCUUCAGACACCAGUUUGGGGAGCCUCUGAAUGCUUGCUUCUUGACUUCGUGCUUCCAGCAUUGGCCCAGUCUGGCAGUGGUUGGGGCCAUCGUUGCUUGCAGCGUGCUCCAGGUGGUUCUCUGCCUGGUCCUCCAGCUGGGACAUGCUCACCCUGCUCCAGUCUCUAGGCAAAGGUGUGCUGUGUGCAGCAGCCAUCUCAGCUUGGUGGCUCAUCCCCAGUUCACGCCCUGUGUUUGGUGCUCUGCUGGCUUGGGGAAUGUGAGGAGAACCUUGGUCUGUCUCUUCCCUUGUGUGGCUGUGUCUGAGCUCCAAGGAUUUCAUCAGCCCAGUACUGCAGGUGCUGGGGACAGCCCUGCUGCCCCAGAAGAGGCUCUGGGCAUCCCAGUCUGGAUCCUGGUAGAGACCUACUUUUCUGUUUGUUUGCUUGCUUGCUUGCAAGGAGGAGGAAGAGGAGGAGGAAGAUGAAAACCUUGAUGAAACUUUAUCUGGGUAAGUGGUGAGCUGGUGCCUGUAUGUAAGGAGCACUCUCGUGAGCCCUGUCUUGAUUCCUUCUCCAUGUCCCAAGCACGGGGUACUGCUGAAGCCACAAGUUUUGUGGGAGCUAGGAUGAAAUCUGUGGGGGAACUUCUGCUGUUUUCUCUGUCUCUGUCAGCUGAGGUUGGAUGUACAGGAAGCUAAGGUAUGGAGAGACAGAUUUUGCAGUUCAACUCUUGCAGUGGGGGGUUGAUACUUACCCUGAGGACAUGAGUACAAGAGAGAUCUCUGGGUAUGUUUCUGCCACUCUUUGCUGAGGACAGCCUAUCCAGAUGUGCUUCCCAUGUUGAGUCCAGAGCUGGCCCUUUCCUUCCCCUGAUUUCUGUGGGCAUAGGCCAGGUUGGAUGCCCACUCAUGCUGAUGGUGUGGACUAGGAGCUGGGACUGAGCUUGGGAGGAGGUCAGAAGUGGAGGAUUAACCCAUAGGUCUUUGCAGAAGUGCCUGUAGUGAUGGGUUUGCUGAGCCUGUUCCAUUAUGGCUGUUCUCAUGCACCUGUUAAGCCGGUGCCUGAGGGGUCCAGCAAUGUCAGCAGGCUGAGAGUGCUCUAAGUAGGGUCACCCAGGGAUCAACGUGUGCAAAGUGUAAAGGUGUAUAUGUGUCCUUUUGAUGUGGCCACUUGUUCCUGGGGGAUUCUUGAUGGGAAGAGACGUGGCUUUGCAGCAUCAGGGCAGGAUGGCCUGGGGAAGGGGUUUGGUAGCGAGUAGGUUAGGGCCUUCUGCAGUCUGAGUGCCUAGUACUGCUGGGUCUGCACUGCCAGGGUCAUGAGCGUGGGUCUCUCAGCAGGUGCUUGCUUGGAGAUGAUGGGUGCUCUGUUCUCUUCCAAAGCUGCAUGGAGGAGCUGGGGAGGGGAGCCCAUGGAC